GGAUCGGGUCCAACGCAUCUAUAUAAACCAUUGUCAGGUCCUCUAGGUGAGUCUGAUACCGCUGACCAUGGCUGGCCCACAGACUGUUCUUGGCGCGACGCCGAAUAUUCCGUUUGUCUCAGAGCCCAACGUUACCUUUGCGAACACGAGUAGUUCGUCGACGCGAGGCCUAGAGGACCAUUCCGGUUCUCUAUACGCAAUGUUCACGAUGUUCUCCCUCUCAUCAAUGCCUGAAUGGCUGAACCUUAUCAUCAUGGGUGGCAUAAUCGAGAUCUCCCGUCGCCUCUUCUACAACCUCUGGGACACUACAAUCAACGCGUUCUGGGUUACUAUUUCCUUCGAUGACGAAGACGUGGCAUACACAUGGAUUCAGUAUUGGCUUGCGCGCCAUCCAUCCUGGCGCAACGCGAGAUCCGUGGAGGCAACCACGAGUACGUACGGUAUCAAUCCCGACGAGGUUGCCAUCCCGGGCCAAGAAGACGAUCGCCUGUCGAGCCGGAAAGUGAGCUACAAGCCCGGUCGGUUAGACAGCCACAGGAUGUGGUACAAGGGACAUUAUGCCCUUGUCAGCCGCUCUCACAUUGCAAGCAAUUAUUAUCGAGUCAAGGAGUCCCUUCAAAUUAGCCUGUUGUCUUGGAAUUGCAGGAUACUGGAUGAUCUUGUUCUCGAGGCCAAGCGAGCAUACCAGCAAGCCGAAGCGCAACUAGUCUCUAUCAAAAAAUGGCGGCACAUCAUCUCACGACCAAAACGACCCAUGGAAUCCAUCGUCCUUGAUACAGGCGUCAAGGAACUUCUCGCCAACGAUACUCGUAACUUCCUCGCUAGCAAGGACUGGUAUACCAGAAGAGGUAUUCCCUUCCGACGAGGCUACCUAUUACACGGUGCGCCCGGGUCGGGUAAGACGUCGAUCAUCCAUAGCAUCGCUGGAGAGUUAGGUUUGGACGUCUACGUCCUCACGCUCUCCCGCGUUGGGCUCGACGAUACCGGUCUCAACCAGCUACUCUCCGACCUUCCCGAGCGAUGCAUUGCCCUCCUUGAAGACGUCGAUGUCGCAUUCAAGAAAGGGGUAGGUCGCAAUCUCGUGUCUGCCGUCGUUCCACCGCCGGAAGAGGACAACUUCAAAGGUGAAGACGGCGAGACGAUAGAGCCUGAAGGGAAGCGGGACGUGAUGGAGGGUCGCGUCACGCUUAGCGGGCUGCUGAACGCGCUCGACGGUAUUGGCGCGCAAGAGGGUCGCAUUCUGUUCGCGACGACGAACAACUACGGCGCGCUCGACCAUGCACUGGUCCGCCCAGGCCGCAUGGAUCUGCAUAUCGAAUUCAAGCUUGCGAGCAAGGAACAGGCGAGGGGUCUUUUCGAAGCGUUCUACAGCCCUCCGGGUGCACCAGAAGACAAGCUCAAUGAGAAGUAUAGUGACGACGAGGACCUCUUAUCGACACCGACGACGCCAGACGCACCCGAGAAGCCCGAACAACAACAACUUUCGCAGUCCCUGCGUAGCGCUACGUUGCCUCGUGCCAAGUCAAGAACAUUAGCUGUGCAGUUCGCCGAGGCGAUUCCGGAGCGCGAGUUCUCCAUGGCAAGUCUACAGGGAUACUUGAUGAUGUACAUGGUACGCCCAUACGACGCGGCGAGAAACGCGGGAGCGUGGGUGGAGAAGGAGCGCGCGGAGAGGGCGCAAGGCAAACAGGGUCGACAGUGAUUUGACAUGGACCAAAGUGUAUACAUACUUAGUCUUCCGUAGGCAGACAACAAUCGCGACCUCUGGACCGGGGGAGUACGAUACAUACUGCAGCCUCUUACGGGCGAAAGGCUGCGGCAAUGGCAGCGGCGCGUGUCUGCGCAAUUUGCGGCGGUACAACUCGAUCAUCUUUUGAUGUGUUGACUGCAGCCUGUAACAUACUGCCAGUGACGGCACUUCUGGACAUGGUACUGUCUUCACCGAAA
Molecule: messenger RNA, 1947 nt
Organism: Fomitopsis serialis
Lineage: Eukaryota; Fungi; Basidiomycota; Agaricomycetes; Polyporales; Fomitopsidaceae
Product: P-loop containing nucleoside triphosphate hydrolase protein
Exons: 7
Coding region: 68-1702 (544 amino acids)
Biological process (GO): mitochondrial respiratory chain complex III assembly; protein insertion into mitochondrial inner membrane from matrix
Cellular component (GO): mitochondrial inner membrane
Molecular function (GO): ATP hydrolysis activity; ATP binding
Source: RefSeq, a predicted model, not a curated record